ACCAGAUGCCACCACUAUUUCAAACGGUUUUGUUAUUAUUCAAAUUCAAAUAGAGAUUUUUUAUUAAUUUGCAAAAAACCGGAAAAAUGUGGACUCCGGAAGUAAAACCGUGCUACGUCCUCCUCGAGCCUGUGACCCCAAAAGCAGCCGUCGAUUUUAGUGUUGAGCUCAAGAAAGUGAUCAACGAACGAAAUCUUCUAACCUCAAAAACUCGAAAACGGAUGACCGAAGCCCUCGAAGAAAUCGAAUGCGAAAACGAGCAAUCCACUCGUCGCAAUCAAAAGGCAAAUAUCCUGAGGGAAAUACUCGAAUCUGAGGAAAACUAUCUUAGACACUUGGAAGUUAUAAUGGAGUUUUUCAUCAAACCAGUGCAAGAGAAAAUGUUGCUAAAACCUAGAGAUUUCGACCUUUUAUUUGGCGACUUUAACACAAUUUUUAAAAUAAAUAAAGAGUUGCAUCAAGAAUUGAGCAAAAACCCCAAUAAUGUGGCUAGGGCGUUCUCGAAAAUCGCCCCCUUUUUCAAAUGUUACUCAUUCUACGCCUCAGGGUUCAAAAACAGCCUUGACAUUCUCCAAAACUGCCACCGUGAUAAUCCUAAAUUUGGCCAAUUCCUCGAACUGCAAGAAACCCGGCCUGAAGUCCAGUCAAAACUCUCAGCUCUUCUGAUAGCCCCCAUUCAGCGAGUUCCGCGCUACAAACUCCUUUUAUCGUCUCUCCUCAAGCUAACAAACACCUCAGAUGAAGACUACGAAAGUCUUCAAGACUCUUUAACCAAAGUCGAAAACGCCGCUCACCACAUUAACACCAUCAUCAAAGAGCAGGAAAACAUGCAGAGACUCAUCGAAUUGCAACGUUGUUUGCUAAGCGGAGAGCCUAAUGUUAUUACCCCCGGCCGGAAGUUACUAAAAGAGGGAAUUUUGUUUCAAAUCUCCAAAUCUGGUCACAGUCGAAAAACACACGUGGUGCUCAUGAACGACAUUAUCAUGUUUUGCAAAAUGAAGAAAGAAGAAGUUAAAGUGAAUUCGUUGAAAUGCUGUGGAAUUUUCCCGCUCGCUAAAUGCAAAAUUGAAACGGUUUACGAUAAGGGGGCUUUCAGGGUGGUUUGCCAAAACGAAGAAAUGGUUCUUUACGAUGGUAGUUAUUCCGAGACGGUUAAAUGGGUCGAAGAGAUUGAAUCAGCGAUUGAGACUCUUGUUAACGACCGGAAAACCUUGAGGAAGGAAAGUACAGUACGCAGACCAGUCAAGAGAAAAAAUUUGGGGGAAUAUAACGAAAUUGGGUUGAGUCCGGGUCAAAAAUUGAGGAAACGGAAAUCACCAUUUGCUGAAAACAACAUUUUUAGUCCUUUAAAAAUUUCAAAAAGACAGCCGAUUAGAGAAACAAACACGAGUUUGAAACCUCCGUCUUUUUUUGUAACUUUGAAACCAAGAGAAGAUGAAGAUACUGAUAAUAAGCAAGUUUCUAAUGAAGUUUUCGUGUUUGGGAAACCUCACCCAGAUCAGGGAUUUUCGUUUAAAAUGAAUCAAUGGUUGUGUGGAAUUGGCACUUCCGUUAAAAAAAUGCUAGGUUUUAAAUAAGUUUGUUAAUUGAUGGAUUUUAUUUCUCUCGACUUGGAAUAUAUUUUAAUUGUAA
Molecule: messenger RNA, 1632 nt
Organism: Tribolium madens (black flour beetle)
Lineage: Eukaryota; Metazoa; Arthropoda; Insecta; Coleoptera; Tenebrionidae
Product: putative protein tag-52
Exons: 3
Coding region: 87-1577 (496 amino acids)
Cellular component (GO): cytoplasm
Molecular function (GO): guanyl-nucleotide exchange factor activity
Source: RefSeq, a predicted model, not a curated record